This is a messenger RNA of Topomyia yanbarensis, 3633 nucleotides long. RefSeq lists its product as uncharacterized. Bases 1179 to 2147 code for a protein of 322 amino acids. The transcript has 6 exons. NCBI's taxonomy places the organism in Eukaryota, Metazoa, Arthropoda, Insecta, Diptera, Culicidae. The record is from RefSeq and is a predicted model, not a curated record.
CAGUUUAGUUGCUUUUCUCACUCGGUCGGUAGAGGAACACCGCGACUAGGUAGUGCCCCGUCGUCAGUCUAAUGCGUAUUUGUACUAACAGUGGCCCGGUUAGAGUGCGGAUUUGAUCCCCACCCCCCACCGACGGACUACGCGCGCGGUAAAUUCGCUCUCCCGUGACGUCUCCGUCACGUCUGUGGUCAAAUCAGUCACGCGGCGCGCGCAAAAACCUCGAAGAUCACCUUUCGAUGCGUUUGGGGCGUAACGUGAACGACAAUUUACAUAAUAUCAUCAAGCUGGACCCUGCGGACGGACGAGUGAAUGUGUGACUUCGGCUAGAGUCAACGUGAAACGAGAGGGUUGGGGGCUAGUGCUAUAGUUACGCGGUGGAGUAAACAAGUACCUGUGGUGUUCUGUUUUUUUGUGUGUGACAAAAAGCUUUGUUUUAUUAGUUGGAGGAAAAAUGUUGCCUCUAUCAGAAUUUGCAGUGUGCGGUUAGAGUAAACAGAGUGUGUAUUUUGUUUUCGCCCAGUCAAACCAUUCAGGUUGCUAUAGCAUAUUCAAAUCGUCGCGAAGGAACAUGAAUAGAAAGCAGAAAAUCAAAUUAGGGCGUGCGACGACAAGGCAAUCAAAACGAACGCAGUAACCUAUUUGGGAACGCGACGACGACGACGCCGCCGCACCGUUCCCCGAUGGUCGUUUGCUGUUCUUGCGUGCGUGACCGACGACAACAAGCAGGCUGUCAUAAUUGAUUUUGAGUGUUGCUAUAGGUAGGUAGGUUACCUACGCGAAAAUGCAGAAAAAUUAAACGCCGAUAGUGUCUAAUUUUGGAAUCAUACCAUAAUCGGCCAGUAAUUGAACGAGAGAAAAUCUGACAAUCGUCACGUCACGUCACCUCGCGCAUACCUCAACUGCAUGACUGGGGCGUGCAAAUGUAAUCGAUUAGUUGGCAACCAAUCGGGUACAAAUCUGUCGAGAUCAUCUGAAAAACGGAAUUAAUUGCCUAGAGCAGAAAAGAAUCUAUAUUACUGCGGAGAAGUGCUAAUUGCAUCCAGUCGACACCGGCCACUCAGGGACGGGACAUCCACCGUGGCACGAAGGCUAGCACAUAGCCUGCCUCGUUCGGGGAAUCCGCUUCGUGAUCCUGCCCGCACUCACCACUCAAUCGCGAGGAAUAAUGCGGAGGUACAAUGGCAGCCAUUGCGCCCAGUUUGUACGCUGCCAUUGUGACCUGUCUGGGAUUCGCGUGCUUUGCGCUCAGUGCCACCGCCGUCGGUCUGCCGGUGUGGGGUCGUUUUCGGAGCUAUGGCGGCUUCGAUGAUCAAGGAUACUUCGGACCGUGGAAGCUGUGCCGCCAGCUGACCUAUAGCUACCGGGAAAAGUGCGGACCCGAAGUGUCCCACUUCAGGCCAUCCAAUGCCAUUUUCGUAUCUGGGCUGCUGUCCACGUUCGCCUGUAUAGCAUUCGGAUUGUACUGUGUGCUGUGCAUUCUGCAGAUUGCGAUGAUCUCUUCCCGGGAAAAGGUAGUCAUGCGCUACACUUCACUAGUCGUUUUGAAACUUUUGCUGGCUGUGGUGGGUACAGUACUGGCACUGGUCGGAGCCAUUCUGUUCGCCGUCACAGCCGAUAAUGGGGGUGGUCAUUUUGAGGUCACACGUGGAGCAUCAUUCUAUAUACAGCUGGUGGUAGUAGGAGUAUCCAUUCUACUGACCCUACUGGCCAUUUACGAUCUCGUUUUGGCUCGCCAGCCAGAAGGAGACCCCACGAUGCUGCCAACGGGAGGUGGAUACGGCAGUGGGAGAUCGACGCCGACUACGGUGGUGAAUCCUGGCUACAGGGAUACCCCGCGGGGGAGAAAUAGCAGAAUCGGUAUAUCUGUAACGGAUUCAUCCGGUCGACCGCACACCGGUAGCAGCGUUACGGUCAGCGGUAGCGUUCAGUCGAUGAACACCACCCUGACGUCGAUGUCCGGUUCAACGACCAGCACCAAUCGAACGCCGCUGAGGUCAAGUCUGAAGAAACCACGACCGCCCGAGGGUAGCACCGAUGCGCUGGGUAUCCAAAAUCCGGGCUACUCGGGAUCCGGUCAGUCUCCCCGGUUGACGCGAAGUGGUAGCGUGAAGAAAGUUCGCAUCCAAACGCACGAUACGGAAGUCUAACCGGUCAAUAGGGUAGUAGAGUAAGAUUAGUUUUGUUUUCCACAUUGCCAUUGACACGGCGGUAUUUAUAAUUGCGAAUCGCGCACACGAUUAGAAUUAACUUAGUCGCAAUGCGAUUGCUAGCUAAUUUUUCUACCUAGAUUUGCUACUCGGGUAUAUAACUCAUGUAAGAUGCAACAAGGUUUCAACGUUUCUAUACUGCAUAACUAAGUACAGGGCGCACGUAAUGUUUCCGAUAGUUGUUUUCAGAAUAUCGCACGCACCCUGUUUUCUGUCAAUAAUGGAAUCAAAUUUAAUAUCCAUUUUCUAUAGAAGACGUUCGGUACAUGAAUAGAUUUCAUUGUUGGUUAUUCGACUAAAUCUUCCGCAGUUGGAUUAGUAGACGAUUAGUGCCACGUGACUCUACAUCAGAUUUGCCUGCGGUACUUUUUUCUAUAUCCAGUAAAGUAAACAAAACCAAUACAAACAGAUUUAUAUUUAUACAUGUCAAAACUGGACAACGUUUGCAUCAGGACGCAGUCGUAAAUUGAAUUAAGUUAUUUCACAAAAGUUGUCUUUGGCAAAAUAGAACCAAAUCAAUUAAAACAUCGCAAUUCACAAAGAGCAUUUUAUAGUUAUUAACACAAAAAUAUUUUGUACAAGUAGUCUUCCUUUGAAAGCGAUUUGUAAGGUUCAGUUUUAUUACCCCUUAACAUUGUUUCUGUUUUUUAGUGUCAUUUAAAGUCUCAUAGCAAUCUAUUUAGUGUUUUUGCACAAUGCCAGUUUUUGUCGAGUUCUCAAAACUUUAUUCUGCUUGUUAUAAAUCUACAUAUAAAUUGUUUCUCACACAAAUUUAGUUGUUUAGUCUUGUUAUUUAAUUCUAGUUUGAUGCAUUUGAAGUUUUUCACCAUCAUAUGUUCACAUAAGUUGUUUGAUAUCCGAUCAUUGUUGUUUUAAUAACAACUGUGCUAAAAGAAAAACAACGACUGCUCGACAUAUAGUGUACACCUAGAGUUAGUUCGAUCUACUUUAUCAGAAAUCACUUACACACAGGAAACGAAUCCGUUCCAGGCGAAGGCAGAAAACCGCGUAGUUUACUGCUUAGAGGUACAAAUAUUUAUUGUAUUUAAUUAGAUCGUCUGUUUGCCGCACUACAUCGCAAAGAAUUGUAAUAAGUAUUUUAUAAAAUAGAUAUUAAACUCUUAACAGCUGAUGGUGAUGAGGUGGGGUUAGUACGUUCAAGCGGUUUGAGCUAAAUCAUUAAAUCACAAUCCAAUUCUAGGUUUUUUUUUUGUAAUAUAGUGAGGUCAGUAUUGUUAAUCGAAGCCUAAAAGCUUAACAGAUACGUCGAACCAAAUACUCAUCACCAUUGCAGAAAGUGCAAAAAGCAUCUCAAUCUGAUUCCGUCCAAUACAAUGCUACCUUAAAAAAAAGAAAGAAAAUCAACUGAACACAAUUUUCUAUAUGGACUGUGAUUAAUUGCUAAUAAAUCAACAUCUCAACAGAA